This is a messenger RNA of Dama dama (fallow deer), 1594 nucleotides long. Its product is annotated as splicing factor U2AF 65 kDa subunit-like. Gene Ontology annotation, cellular component: nucleus; U2-type prespliceosome; U2AF complex. Bases 35 to 1447 code for a protein of 470 amino acids. The record is from RefSeq and is a predicted model, not a curated record. Gene Ontology annotation, biological process: mRNA processing. Lineage: Eukaryota; Metazoa; Chordata; Mammalia; Artiodactyla; Cervidae. The transcript has a single exon. Gene Ontology annotation, molecular function: pre-mRNA 3'-splice site binding; poly-pyrimidine tract binding.
AGAGCUGCACAGCGCCCUAGGCGGCCGCCUCAGCAUGUCGGACCUCGACGAGUUCGAGCGGCAGCUCAACGAGAGUAAGCAAGAGCGCGACAAGGAGAACCGGCACCGCAAGCGCAGCCACAGCCGCUCCCGCAGCCGGGACCGCAAGCGUCGCAGCCGGAGCCGGGACCGCCGCAACCGGGACCAGCACGGCGCCUCCCGGGACAGGCGGCGCCGCAGCAAACCUCUGACCAGAGGCGCCAAAGAGGAGCACGGUGGGUUGAUUCGCUCCCCCUGCCACGAGAAGAAGAAGGCCCGCAGAUACUGGGACGUGCCGCCGCCGGGCUUCGAGCACAUCAGCCCCAUGCAGUACAAGGCCAUGCAAGCUGCGGGUCAGAUUCCAGCCACCGCCCUCCUCCCCACCAUGACCCCCGACGGUCUGGCUGUGACCCCGACGCCGGUGCCCGUGGUCGGGAGCCAGAUGACCAGACAGGCCCGGCGCCUCUACGUGGGCAACAUCCCCUUCGGGGUCACUGAGGAGGCCAUGAUGGACUUCUUCAACGCUCAGAUGCGCCUGGGGGGGCUGACGCAGGCCCCCGGCAACCCCGUCUUGGCCGUGCAGAUCAACCAGGACAAGAACUUUGCCUUCUUAGAGUUCCGCUCGGUGGACGAGACCACCCAGGCCAUGGCCUUCGACGGCAUCAUCUUCCAGGGCCAGUCGCUGAAGAUCCGCAGGCCUCAUGACUACCAGCCCCUGCCGGGCAUGUCGGAGAGCCCCUCGGUCUACGUGCCUGGAGUCGUGUCCACCGUGGUCCCGGACUCUGCACACAAGCUGUUCAUCGGGGGCUUGCCCAACUACCUGAACGACGACCAGGUGAAAGAGCUGCUGGCGUCGUUCGGGCCGCUCAAGGCCUUCAACCUGGUCAAGGACAGCGCCACCGGGCUGUCCAAGGGCUACGCCUUCUGUGAGUACGUGGACAUCAAGGUCACGGACCAGGCCAUCGCGGGGCUGAACGGGAUGCAGCUGGGAGACAAGAAGCUGCUGGUCCAGAGGGCGAGUGUGGGCGCCAAGAAUGCCACGCUGAGCACCAUCAGCCAGACCCCCGUGACCUUGCAAGUGCCCGGCCUGAUGAGCUCGCAGGUGCAGAUGGGCGGGCAGCCGACGGAGGUGCUGUGCCUGAUGAACAUGGUGCUGCCGGCCGAGCUGCUGGACGACGAGGAGUACGAGGAGAUCGUGGAGGACGUGCGCGACGAGUGCGGGAAGUACGGGCUCGUCCAGUCCAUGGAGAUCCCACGGCCCGUGGACGGCGUGGAGGUGCCCGGCUGCGGGAAGAUCUUCGUGGAGUUCACCUCUGUGUUUGACUGCCAGAAAGCCAUGCAGGGCCUGGCGGGUCGCAAGUUCGCCAACAGAGUGGUGGUCACAAAAUACUGUGACCCCGACUCUUACCACCGCCGGGACUUCUGGUAGAGGUGGCGGGGCAGCGCAGCGGCGGAGCUGGCUGGGGGCGUCUCCCCCCUCCUGCUCCCCCCAUUUCCCCCCUCCCCCGUAACGCUCUGCAGACGCUGGGCAGAGGAGUGUGAGCCGAAUGACAGCCGGCAGCAACUGGAAUGGCAG